GUAGUUAGAAUUGUGGCGGAAGUACCCUGUUGGUUGCACGUUCCUUGUGAGGACGAGGAGGAGGUCACACAAGAACAAUGUUGAGUAAAGUGGUCGGACAGAAAUAUAUGUCCAUGGCUAAAUUGUGGAUACCAACACUGGCUGUUUGGGGCACAGUGGGUGGCGUAGCUAUGGUGCACAUGACAGAAUGGCGAGUCAUUUUGGAUUAUGUUCCCUACGUCAACGGCAAGUUCAAGAAUGAUGAAUAGUGUCAAUCAGUUUGUUGAUGGAUUGAACUGAAAUUAUGAGCAAGGACUGCUCCAGCCGCUGUUUUGCAAUGCAGGAUAUAACAUCAUGGUGCUCCAAAAUAUCUUCAUCACCAUCAUCGUCUGUGACGCAUUUGGAGUGGAGCAGAUACACCUCAACCUGAAACUCUUGAGUGAAAUCAAAAUGAACUUUAUGUUUUUACAUAUACUUCUGCAGUCAGCUAUUCAUUUUAAUCAUCAAAUGUUGAGCUUCCCUCCAAGAAAACUGUUCUGAAUAAGGAAGAAAUAAAAUGAAUGUGAAAUA
Messenger RNA from Syngnathus typhle (broad-nosed pipefish), 549 nucleotides. It is a transcript of the gene uqcr11, whose product is annotated as cytochrome b-c1 complex subunit 10. Lineage: Eukaryota; Metazoa; Chordata; Actinopteri; Syngnathiformes; Syngnathidae. The record is from RefSeq and is a predicted model, not a curated record. Gene Ontology annotation, biological process: mitochondrial electron transport, ubiquinol to cytochrome c. The transcript is spliced from 3 exons. Gene Ontology annotation, cellular component: mitochondrial inner membrane. The coding region runs from base 78 to 248 and encodes 56 amino acids.